AUGGAAAAUUUAGCAUCAAAAUCUAAAUUAAUGAACUUUAAGAAGAUAUUAGAACAUAUAGAAGAAACUCAAAAGUAAAAGAAAGAAUCUAUUGAAAAUAUGUUAAUUAUUAACAUCAAAUAACUUGAAGAACUCUAAAGAGCAUUUCAUCAAUUAAAAUCAAAUAUUGUUCAAUAAUUAGAUUAUUUAAUAGGAAAUACAAAUGAAUGGAUUAAACAAAUUUAGAUAUGGGGACAAUUAAAUGUUACAUAUAGUUUCUUUGAUGAAUUAGAAAAACUAAUUAAUUAAACAAAACUUGAUUAAACCAAUUAGAAAUCUAUAGUUGAUCAAAUUAAUUAAAUUAAUUAAUCAUGGAAUCAAAAGAUCUUUAAAAAAUUAAAUUUAUUUAAAUCAUUUUAAGAAACUUAGAAAUGUGAAGAGCUAUUAAUAAGUUUACAAAAUAUCAAUUUUAUUAAUGAAAAGGAAAUAUUGAUCAAAGAAAAUUAAGAAAAUGAUAAUAAAAAAUAAAAGGAAGUGAUUUAAGGAUAUAUAUAAUAGAAUCAAUAGAAAUAAUAAUUAAUAAUUAAUAAACAAGUUGAACUUAAAUUAAUUGAUGAUUCUAUAUAAUAGAGUGGCUAUUGUAGAACAAUAAUUUUUGAUAACACUGGAUCAAUCAUGAUUUCAUGUGAGGGUAAGGAGAUUAAUAUAUGGAAUUUUGAAUUAGGAAGAUUAACAUUAAUUAAUACAUAUUCAUAACAUAUAAAGGCUGUUACAUGUUUGGUUUAUAGCAAAUUGAGAAAUAACUUUAUUUCUGGUUCUUAUGAUAAGACUAUCAUUAGUUGGCAAUAAAUUAAUCAAAAAGACUGGAAGUGUUCAUAACCAUUCUAAUAACAUAAUGAUUAUGUUAAUUGUUUGAUAUUAAAUAAAUAGGAGGAUCAACUUAUUUCAGGAGGUUCUGAUAAAUCAAUAAAAGUUUGGAAUGUAGAUUUUAUUAAGAAUGAGCUGAAUUUUCAGUAUUCAUUAGAUCACCAUAGAAAUAUUGUAUUUUCAUUCUGUUUUAAUUCAUCUGAAACUGUAUUAGUAUCAUGUGGAUAUUCAGAAUUUAUCAUAUGGGAAAAAGGAGUAUUAAAAAAUAAGGUUUUUUCAAUUUUCUAAAUGAAUUUAAUUAAUUUUUUAAUUUCAUUAUGUAUAGAUAAGAUGUUUCAGAUUAUGGAUAUUAAUUACAUUUAAUUAAUGAUCAAUAAUUUCUUUGGGUAACUUUAAAUAAGAAUGUUGAUGAUAUUUUGGUGUUUGAAAUAAAGAAUAGAGUCUUUUAAUAAAAUAUUAAUAAAACUAUUAAAUUGA
Molecule: messenger RNA, 1323 nt
Organism: Paramecium primaurelia
Lineage: Eukaryota; Ciliophora; Oligohymenophorea; Peniculida; Parameciidae
Source: the annotation of a GenBank genome assembly